AUGGGGACCCGUUUAUGGGGUGUCGCUAUUGCCGUAACUAUACUUCUGUUGACAAACUAUGUGACAACGGUUUACGGAACAACGAAAGAUACAACACACCAGGAACUUUCGUCGUCGGUUGCCGAAACUGAAACAUCUACUAAAAAUGAUUCUGUUUUGUUGACCGAAGACAAUGGGGUAAAUGCUAGCUCGAAUACAACUAUUCCUUCUGUUAUAAUCGACAGCAAUAAAAGUGUUACUAAAAACGAUGUGGUUCAAGUAACUUCAUCUACGGCCAAUGUUUUAGUCGAAAAUACUGCAACAUCGACAGUCAGUUUGGAUCAAAUGAAAGGUAAAGAAGAUGGACAGCUUGUUGUAACUAAAAAGACAUUAGAUAUUAAGACAACAUCUAGAACUGAUUUGAAAGCAACGAAAACAAAAGAAGGUGAAAAACGAUCAUUGUCGCCAAUAACCACUGAGAGUGAUGAGAAAACAACCUUUACACCUGUAGAUGUUGACGAAACAACAUCAGAUCUUCAAAAGAUAUCGGUUUCAAACUUAAAACCACAAAAUCAAGAUUUAUUUUCUGUACUGAAUGAUCUGACCACACUUCCAACAUCUUUGUUGAACAAUACAAAACUCGAGGACUUGGAUAUACACCCAAGUCUUUCUAACGCGAGACAGGAAGGGCAACAGGAAAGAAAUAAUACCGUUAACAUUUCUUCCAAUAUAAAACUACCAAUGGAGGCAACAUCACAUCAAGAAAACCAAGUGGACGAAGGUAAUUGGUCAGUAGAAGAUCAUUCCUCAAAUCAUUGGUCAGUGGAAGAACAUUCCUCAAACGAUAAGCCCAUAAGUCGGAAAGAAGCUUCAUAUGACAAAUUACUGAAGGAAAAGAAGUUUCCUGAUAAAAUGAAGUCAGAAAGACUAGCAAAACAGUUCAGUGUUCAAGCAAACUUAUCUGGGAAUAGAACAGUCCCUUGUGAAUGUGAUGGAAUAGAUACAACCAAACCUUUUGAUAGUAGAAAGUGUUUUGCCGGACGUGUUACUGUCCUUCCAGGUUGUCCUUGUUGGAAAACUUGUGCUCGCCAAGCUGGACAAAGUUGUUCUUCUAAUGAACCUUGUGAUUUGGAAUUUGGUCUUUAUUGCGCCACGGACUCGGAUAUUUGUCAAGGAAAGCUGUUCAUUAAAGAAAAGGAAGUGACGCAUAACUCCGUCACAAUACAGUGGCAACCAAUGAAAACCGAAGAAAUACCUCAAGCUUCUGUCCUGUACAAGCCUGUUAACAGUAUCCCUGAGAUGUCGUGGGUCAAUAUGGAGGCUGUAACUUCAAUAGUUAAACUUCGUAAUUUAAAGCCCAAUACUGAAUAUUUUGUGAAAGUGGAUGAGAAUGGCGAACAGCAAGUCGUGAUCGUCAGAACAAAGGCUGGAUGUGUCAUUGAUGAAGCGACAUCUUACGGCCUUGGAGAGACAUACCAUGUUGCUUGUGAUCAGACCUGUACUUGCAUGGAAAACGAUAAAUCCGAAUGUCGCGAACGUUGUCAUUUUCGUCCAGGAUACAUGAGCGACCCCUCGUGUGAGGAAAUUCCAGAUGAAGACGAUAUUUGUUGUGUAAAAUAUCAGUGCAAAGAUACAUCCGAUCCCAAGGUAUUUGUGACUCGGCGAGCCCCCACUUCGUUGACAAUAACAUGGGAUGAUUUCAAGAUGAACAACUCUCAAUCAGGAUAUGUAGUUGAAUACAGAAAAGUGGAGAAAACUGGAGAAACCGUGAAAAACUGGAGCCAAAUUCAGGUGCCAAAACAAGUUGGUGAUAUCCCGUUGAUGACAAUUACCCAGCUCGAGCCACACACGGCCUAUCAAGUCCGAGUGUCUGUGUGGGACAACGUGGAGACUAAAAGAUUGAUAUAUUCCUCUGAAGUCAUUAAUGUUGUCACAGAAGAUACUUGCGAGCACGUGCAAUGCGGACCAAAUGCAGAAUGUAUAGUAGGAGGUACUGUAUCCUCUUGCAUCUGUCGAGAAGGAUAUGUGGAGGACCCAAACGAUAUCACCGCAGGAUGUCAGCCAGUAAUAUUGGAUGAAGAAAAGCUACUACGGUUUUGCGUGUUUAGAAACGUUACCUAUAAACCUGGAGAAGCGUUCAAUGAUGGAUGUGAUUACACGUGUGUUUGUGAAGACUCUUUGGAGGUGAGAUGUCAAAAUCGAUGUUCUUCCGUUGUGGAUCAACAACAAAAUGGAAAUCCACUCUGCGAAAUCAUCUCGGAUCCUACGGAUCCAUGCUGCGACAUCGUCGUUUGCGAUUCACCUGAUGAAAACGUUACUUUACCAGUUUCAUCACCAAUACAUGUUGAGAAUAAAUACCACGUAAACAAAAAAAUACCGAAAGAAAAGCAGUCGUCCAAGUCUUUUCAAAUAAAGCAAGAAGAUCAAGAAAUUGUUUUAGAAAAGGGAAAGGACACGGAAAAAGUAUCAACUGAAGAACAAAACCCUGUUAGAAACAUGUGGCUAAAAGACGAAGAUACCAAGACUAACGACCUGUUGGAUGAAUUUAUGGAAACCAGGAACGAAACGGUAAAGGCUAUGGAUGACGCCUUAGAAAUGGAUAAUAUUCCAAAGGUGAAAACCCAAGAUUUGGAGGGAGAUUUGAAUGUUAAGCUACGUAAAGAAGAAGAAGUAACGACACAACUCGCAUUUCCUGUUGAGAAUGACGUCACCGAAAGAACUCAUUUUAAGGAAUUCACCAAGAAGGCUUUUGAAAAUGUAAAAGAUGGAGAAAAUAGUGCAUCGAUUUUGAAGUAUGAUAAAGAUUUGCAAGUAUUACCAGUUAGAAUAGAUGGUUGCAAGUUCAAGAAUGAGACAUACGAAACAGGAGAUAUGUUUAUGGAUGGUUGUGAAGCUAUCUGUAAUUGCGAAGGAGGAGGCAGAAUAUCUUGUGUGCCUAGAUGUCCCUUGAUGACAACCAGUGGCCCCAGAUGUGUGGAAUUACCCGAUCCUAGCGACCCCUGUUGUCGAAUUAUGGUGUGUGAACCCAAAGGUUCGGGUCAAAACUCUCCAGAUGUUAGAGAUUUGUUAUUGAAGAUUGAAAAUGCCGAGGCUCUGAAUGCGACGUCUGUUCGCAUUCGCGUUGUUAUCGCCCCAAAUAUAAUAAAACCUGAUAGUGAACCUUCGGGAAUGGUCAUUCAGGUGUGGUAUACGCAUACUCCGGAACCCAAGCAGGAUCUAAAAGACAAAAAUUGGAUGAAGCAGAAGUUCUUUCUGGAAGAUCUUCACCUGAUCAAGGGUAAUGUUUAUGACGUCAACAUUUUUGGAUUAGAACCCAAUACCCAGUACUACAUCAAGGUAACGAAACAUCCCAAAGGAGACCCGUUAGAUACUGUUCCAGUAGCAGCUCUGUUCAGUAACACCGUUAGCGUCAAGACUUUUCCUCCACAGGUGCAAGGUGUAUUCCAGGGAUGUUUUUAUCACAACCAAAGCUAUGACCCUGGGCAGGUGUUCUACGAUGGCUGUGAAUUGAAGUGUGUGUGCAAAGAACAAGGUCGAAUUCAAUGUUUAGAUCGGUGUGAAAUCUACAAGGAUACAAUAGGAUUUGAAGAGUGUAAGUGGGGACCUGCACCAGAUGAUCCUUGUUGCAUUAUUCCUUAUUGUGGGGAUCAGCAGGAAGAACUGGACCAAGUAUCGCCAGAAACCUCUAUAGAACUCCCUUCAUCCUCACGUGUAUUGUGUACGUCAGAAGAUGGAAAGUAUCAUCGCUUAGGCGACACAUGGGAGCAAGACUCGGAGUGCAAGCGGUUGGUAUGCACGUGUGUUUUGAACUCCAAGGGUUCCACAAUGGUCAAGUGUGAAGGAGGUUGUCCUCCAAUCCCAGCCGAUGCACGCCAACCUAGUUCAGACUGUCCACAGCCAAUUAUGGUCACCCCGGAUGACCCUUGCAAGUGUCCCUAUCUUAUAUGUAAUAAUGCUGUCAAUUCUCUUAGUGCUUCCAUGCCCAUUUGUGAAUACAAAGGCCAAACUUACCAUGCUGGAGAAGAGUUCUAUGACGAGUGCAGAGCUGUUUGUCACUGUGGUCCCGAUCUGCAAGUUAACUGUGCACUUAUUGAAUGCCCUCACCAUUUUGCUCCUCACGUCAGUGAAUGCCUGGAAUGGGACAUCGACCCAAAUUUUACACCCAAACCACCCAACUGUUGUCCACCACCUAGAUGUAUCAAUGACGGUUCCUGUAUGGUUCAUGGUAUUAAAUACAAACAUUCACAACCAAUACAUGAAGAUACAAGGGAGUGUGGUAAUAACUGUGUUUGUGUCAAUGGUAAUGUGACUUGUGAGAACAAAUGUCCGACAUUAGGAAAAAUUCCUCCUCCAAAUCUUCCUUGCCCCUCCGAUUCAGCAUACAAAGGACAGCCCCCUGAUGACAAGUGCUGUAUGCAAUGGAUGUGUAAGGACCAGAAAGACAAGAUGACGUGUGGUCCAAACUUCUGUUACCACCGUGAUAGACGGUACAGGCUCGGGGAGCGCUGGGAGGUGUUGAAAGGUUCUGUGAAAAGGCAGUGUGUGUGUCGCGUGGAUAACAAAGGAAACCCAAAUGUGGAAUGCGUGGGUGGCUGCCAACCGAUCCCAGAGAAGUUUAAGCAGCCCAACCCACAUUGCCCUCGACCAGUAUUGAUUACUCCCAGUAAUCCAUAUAUAUGUCCAUACGUUGUCUGCAACAACACGGACUCAGGGAAGGAACUUCAGAACGUGAAUGCCCUAGCGUUGAAUGCUACUGCAGCUAGGAUAAGAUUCACUCUUCCGUCCCUUCUAGUGGGGCUUUUGGGUCACGUAGAGUUGCAUUACACUACUGACCCAUCCAUUCCGGAAUCCGAGUGGAACGUACAGAAGUUUGCGCGUCCCAAGCGAUUGUUUGACACUUCGAACAUCGAGCACUACGUUGGUGGUCUUCAACCAGAAACCAUGUAUUUCUUCCAAAUCCAAAUAAAGAUUGACGCCCUCCAGGGUGGACCCAAAAGUGAAAUUUUCAAACUAUCUCUUCCCGCAUUGAAAACUUCUACCAAAACAACCACCACCACAACAACUCUACCUCCGAUGGUCAUGUUGGAUGCUAGGUUAACUUCAGAAAGCAUUACUUCUAACACCGUGAAAAUAUCCUGGCGGGAUUUUGAACCUCAAGAAAAGCGGUUUAUCGAUGGAAUUCGACUGAAAUAUAAGAAAGUCGGUGAAGGCAACGAUCGUUGGACAACAACUCCCAUCAUCCAUCCUGAUGUGACGUCGUACAUUCUCAGAGAUCUGGAACCGAGCACUUCCUACGUUGUGGCUACUGAAUUUAUGACUCCAGGCCAUUUGUCUACACAUCUUGUAUCAAACAAACCUGUGCAGAUAAAGACCAAAGCUAAGCCUAAAGACGUCUAUGACUUUGAGGUAAGACUUCUUCAAGGAAACGUUGAAGCUCAUUCCACAGACUUUGUACUCCAGGGAGUCCCAACUCCAAUCAGCAAGUAUGUUCAGGUAGUUCGAGUUACGUACAAAACUGACACAAGCUCGGAGCAAGUACAGCUCUUCAAAGUUCCCAAAACUGAGAAAGUUAUUAUGGAAGACUUGGUGCCUGGAAGCAGGUACAAGAUGUGGGUCGAUCUUUAUUUGACCAACGGAAAAACAGUAGCUAGUGACGUAAUCGAUUUCAUGACGAAACCAGCAGCAACUCCUAAACCCAUUUCUGGUACAACUGGAAAAAAGAUUCUAGCAAGUGAAGCCGAAGCUUUCCAGGCUACAGAUAGUGGCAGUGAUACUAAGAAAACCUACUACGUAGCCUUAAUUAUUGUAGCCAUUGUUGCAGCUGUGGCUGGUCUGGGAGUUAUUGUUUUAUUGAUUAUUCUAAAGAGGAAACAACCAAGUACUAAGGUUCCGCUGACUAGGGCGCCCUCAGAAUCAGCGUACGAUAACCCAACCUAUAAGACCUUCGGCUUCGAGGGAGACAACGUAGAAGAGAAAAGUGGAACAUUACAGACAUAAUGCCAAUAUUUCAUAUUGUUUCAUUUACUACGUAUGUUCUAUAACAAUACCUAUACAAAUGGUAAAACUAACGAAACGGAGUUAUUCCAACAAUGAAACAUUACUUCUGCUAUAAUUAAACAUAAAGUAUAAUAAUUUUAAUACACGUUUGCUUGCUAUAGGAACUAUUUCAAGCUUUAGUUUUCUUCCUUCUUAUCUUCGACAACCUAAAGAAGUAAUUAACACAUUUAGAUUGGCUAGUUCGUUAUUUGUGUUAAAUGUUGUGAUGAAUGUAAAUUUGAAAGGUUAAAUUUCACUUAAUAUAACGUACAUCAUUCAUAAUAAGUUUUUCGUUCUCAAAGCAAAAGACUGGCGGGAAAUGAUAUGAAUAGUAGAAAUUCCGCCGUGCUUAACGAGCUGUUGUUGAAUUAUUAGUUAGAACUAAGAAAAGUGUUCCUACAGGAAUCUGUUUCUGUUUAAUUUCUUACACGAAGAAUUCAUUAUUUAAAUUUGACAAUCCGCUGUUUUGAUUUCGAUCGUGUAUAACCGUAAACUUAGAAGCUGCAGAUAUUACUUCUUGAUUCUUGUUUGAACACUUUACCUAGAUAUAGUUUAAUAAAUAUGUCUGAUAAUAAAUCUCCGGUACAAAAACCGUUCUACUGGUUCUCGUGAUAAGCUUAGUAAAACAGAAAUAAUACGAAUAAUAUAGUUUGAAAAUUUGUCAUUUUUAAGUAAAGUUGUUUUGAAAUCAAAGUGUUAUGAAUUUGAAAAAUUGCUUCUGUAUAGCCAAACUUUUCAGUAAAUGGACUGUGCAAGUUUAAGAGCUAAAACCGACCGCUAGGUAGAACUGCAACUUAUACGAGUGUUAAAUCAAUUAUUAAUGCCAAUAGAGGAUUAUGCCAAGUGUAUAAAGUUCUAGUUGAAAAAAUGGAAGUUUAUACACAAGUAAUGUGAAAUCUGUGUUUCAAGCUAUAUCUUUUGGAUUGUAUAUUAUGUGUUGUAUUUAUUCGUAACAAUUUGCUUUGAAUGGCAUAAAACAUUAAUUAAGUAGGCCUUUCAAACAAAUAUUUGGUCUUACGUUUGUUUAAUUCGAUACAUGUAUUGUAAAAUCUUGAAUAUAUGUUUCGUAUUUUGUAGUGCAAAAUGCAAUUAUAUGUAAUAUAAUAGUGUUAAAUCUAAAAUAAUGAGCUUAAAAACUAUGCGUAAAAUAUUACUGAACUGUAGAAAA
This is a messenger RNA of Limulus polyphemus (Atlantic horseshoe crab), 7183 nucleotides long. RefSeq lists its product as uncharacterized. The record is from RefSeq and is a predicted model, not a curated record. Gene Ontology annotation, cellular component: extracellular region. Lineage: Eukaryota; Metazoa; Arthropoda; Merostomata; Xiphosura; Limulidae. The transcript is spliced from 22 exons. Gene Ontology annotation, molecular function: protein binding. Bases 1 to 5976 code for a protein of 1991 amino acids.